Molecule: messenger RNA, 842 nt
Organism: Lindgomyces ingoldianus
Lineage: Eukaryota; Fungi; Ascomycota; Dothideomycetes; Pleosporales; Lindgomycetaceae
Product: vacuolar protein sorting 55
Exons: 3
Coding region: 149-532 (127 amino acids)
Biological process (GO): late endosome to vacuole transport via multivesicular body sorting pathway
Cellular component (GO): Vps55/Vps68 complex; endosome
Source: RefSeq, a predicted model, not a curated record
CCUCACCACAUUCACUCCCGGCAACCCCUCUAGCACCGCUUUGCAGCCUGUAACUACUCGUCUUCUCAUAUACUAGUGUCUCUCUGAGCUCCGGCGCCCGUCCUCCCCCAUCAGCAAUCCCUCCAGCCCUAGGCUCCCACCACCAGCUAUGGCAGGGCUAAAGACCAUCAUUGCGCUUUCAUUCGUCCUAGCAAUCGGUUUCCUGCUUGUUAUCCUCUCGGCCGCCCUCUACCACAACUACCUAACCCUGCUAGUCGUGGCCACUUAUGUGAUCGCGCCGCUACCAAAUUGGAUCUGCGGACGCGCCGCAAACCCCGACGACUUCAUGGAGUCGUCUGGCUCGGGGGUCAUUGAUUUUGGGCGAUUCUUGACAGGCUUCCUUGUCGUUAUGGGGAUCGCUCUUCCAGCGUUACUGUACCACUCAGCGCAGAUUCUAGGCGGCGCCAUGGUCAUGUCGAUUAUUGGUGGUUUACUGAUUUACGGAACCAUCAUUAGCUUCACGCUGUUCUUCCAGGAAGAGCAAGAAUUCUGACUAGGCCAGGAAGGGGAGGAAUGAGGGGAAAGGGUACGAAGAUGUGGAACUCCCGUUAGAAAGACCACCUUCGUCUCGGACGCCGUGUUGCGCUGGAGUGGCACGCUCGGCCUCGUUUAGGCACGGGUUUGUGUGAGAAUUAAUGACUUUGGUCCUGAAGUAUGGAGUACGGAAGGGUUUCUUUUGGAGUGGGAUACUUGUGUAUGAAUAUAGGGCUUAUGUUGCAUUUGUUCUAUUGAAGAUAUAGCACGGCAUAUCCAACUUGUCCAACUGCGAUCGUUGGUGCUGUAAAUGGAUGAUUUGACACAAA